Messenger RNA from Nerophis ophidion (straightnose pipefish), 1333 nucleotides. It is a transcript of the gene lg13h2orf69, whose product is annotated as linkage group 13 C2orf69 homolog. Gene Ontology annotation, cellular component: mitochondrion. The transcript has 3 exons. Lineage: Eukaryota; Metazoa; Chordata; Actinopteri; Syngnathiformes; Syngnathidae. Bases 339 to 1229 code for a protein of 296 amino acids. The record is from RefSeq and is a predicted model, not a curated record.
AUGCGCACUAAGGCGGUUAAUCGCCACUACACGAGCAUGUCUGGAAAAAAAACAGCGUCUCUCUGUGGGCAAAUAAAAUGAAAUAAGCAACGAGAAUACUUGCAUAUGACCCACUUUCAUUUGAGAUUGAUACACGAUAAGAUGAUUAUCUUCAAGAAGACAAUACACAAUAAUAAUAGCAAAAUAAGGCCAUUAGUAGGGUGGCGUUAAAGCGACAAAGAAAACGAUGUUUAGCAGAGGUGGCUAACGUUAGCUUGCAGAGCAGCAAAUUAAAUGCUACCUGAGAGCCUGUCUCUUAAGUUUUCAUUGGGAAUUUGUCUCGCCUGGUCUUCAAAGCAAUGGCUUCUACUCCACGACUGCAUGCAUCCUCCAGCUGUCCAACUGGCCGAAUGAUCCAUAAAUUGCUGGCUGUGUGUGGAACCACAACCCACAUGAAAAACGACCUCCUCCUCCUCAAGCCUGAAGGACCUCAAGUCAACAAACAUCUGGUCUUCUUCCACGGAGACAUUCAGAACUUUCAAGAUGAGAUGGUCCUGCAGCCAGAGGGUGUCCAAUGGCUGUCCUGGAGUCUGGAGCAGGUGGCGAUGAUGCUGGGUGCUCGUUUCCCUCAAGACCACAUUUGGGUGAUACGAGCGUCACGCAUGUACUUACACAAGUUCAGCUCCUACCACAACUUUGUAGAGAGUAACUUGUUUGGAGCACCACAACACGCUCCAUACUCACACAACGCUGGAGCUCUUCGCCACCUCAGGGCGCUGCUGAGCCACGCUAUGGCACGAGCCGGCCUGCCGAAUGGCUUCCAUCCACAAGGAGACACUGCCAGCAUCCCAGCAGGGUUUUCUUUGACCGUAGUAGGUUUCAGCAAAGGCUGCGUUGUCCUAAACCAGAUGCUGUGUGAGUUGGGCGGCGCACGGGCAGACCGACAGAUGCGGGACUUUGUCCAAAGCAUCUCGAACAUGUUCUGGCUGGACGGUGGACACCCAGGAGGAAGUGAAACCUGGGUGACAGACAAGCAAGUGCUACGCCAGCUGGCCAACAGCGGAAUUGGCAUCCACGUACAUGUUACCCCGUACGAGGUGCGUGACCCCAUGCGGGCUUGGGUCGGUCGUGAGCACAGAAGCUUCAUCGAGACCCUAGAAGAGUUUGGAGCAAGUCCAUUCCACAAAAUCCACUUUGAAGAUGAACCACCUUCGCUUGAAAAUCACUUCAGGGUCAUCCAGGACUUCUGACUAAUUAAGUAAAGUUGCAUGUGCUAAAAAAACAUGUAUAUAUAUGUUAUGUGUCUGCUCAAAGCUUGUCAUCUAAAGAAUCUACAAAGGAUCAUUGAAUCUUA